Molecule: messenger RNA, 2109 nt
Organism: Hyaena hyaena (striped hyena)
Lineage: Eukaryota; Metazoa; Chordata; Mammalia; Carnivora; Hyaenidae
Gene: GYS2
Product: glycogen synthase 2
Exons: 16
Coding region: 1-2109 (702 amino acids)
Biological process (GO): glycogen biosynthetic process
Cellular component (GO): cytoplasm
Molecular function (GO): alpha-1,4-glucan glucosyltransferase (UDP-glucose donor) activity
Source: RefSeq, a predicted model, not a curated record
AUGCUCCGAGGCCGAUCUCUGUCUGUGACAUCCCUGAGUGGGCUUCCUCGGUGGGAAGUGGAAGAACUUCCUGUGGAGGAUUUGCUGCUUUUUGAAGUCGCUUGGGAAGUAACCAAUAAAGUUGGUGGCAUCUAUACUGUGAUUCAGACGAAGGCCAAAACCACAGCAGAUGAAUGGGGAGAUAAUUAUUUUCUGAUUGGCCCCUAUUUUGAGCACAAUAUGAAGACUCAGGUGGAACGGUGUGAACCUAUAAAUGAUGCUAUCAGAAAAGCAGUGGACACAAUGAAUAAACACGGCUGCCAGGUGCACUUUGGAAGAUGGCUGAUAGAAGGGAGUCCUUACGUGGUGCUAUUUGACAUAGGCUAUUCAGCUUGGAACCUCGACAGGUGGAAGGGAGAUCUCUGGGAAGCAUGCAGUGUCGGCAUCCCUUAUCAUGACCGAGAAGCCAACGAUAUGCUAAUAUUUGGAUCUUUAACUGCCUGGUUCUUAAAAGAGGUGACGGAUCACGUAGAUGGGAAACAUGUCAUUGCCCAAUUCCACGAAUGGCAGGCGGGAACUGGACUGAUCCUUUCCCGAGCUCGGAAGCUUCCUAUCGCUACAAUAUUUACCACUCACGCCACACUGCUUGGCAGGUAUCUCUGUGCAGCAAACAUUGAUUUUUACAACCAUCUUGAUAAGUUUAACAUAGACAAAGAGGCUGGGGAAAGGCAGAUUUACCACCGGUAUUGCAUGGAGCGAGCCUCUGUCCAUUGUGCUCAUGUGUUCACCACAGUAUCUGAAAUAACAGCAAUAGAGGCAGAACAUAUGCUGAAGAGAAAGCCUGAUGUAGUUACUCCAAAUGGCUUGAGUGUUAAGAAAUUUUCAGCAGUACAUGAGUUUCAAAAUCUACAUGCCAUGUACAAGGCCAGGAUCCAAGAUUUUGUUCGUGGUCAUUUCUAUGGUCAUCUGGACUUUGAUCUUGAAAAGACUUUGUUCCUUUUCAUUGCUGGGAGAUAUGAGUUUUCAAACAAAGGAGCUGACAUCUUCCUAGAAGCCUUAUCCAGGUUAAAUUUCCUGCUGAGGAUGCAUAAAAGUGACGUCACGGUGGUGGUGUUUUUCAUUAUGCCUGCCAAGACAAACAAUUUCAACGUGGAAACCCUGAAAGGCCAGGCAGUGCGGAAACAGCUAUGGGACAUUGCACAUUCUGUGAAGGAAAAAUUUGGAAAGAAACUCUAUGACGCAUUACUAAGAGGAGAAAUACCUGACAUGAACAACAUUUUGGAUCGAGAUGAUGUAACAAUUAUGAAAAGAGCCAUCUUUUCAACUCAGCGACAGUCUUUGCCUCCAGUGACCACUCACAACAUGAUUGAUGACUCCACUGAUCCCAUCCUCAGCACCAUUAGACGGAUCGGACUUUUCAACAGCCGCACAGACAGAGUCAAGGUGAUUUUGCACCCAGAGUUCCUAUCCUCCACCAGCCCCUUAUUACCUAUGGAUUAUGAAGAGUUUGUUCGAGGUUGUCAUCUUGGAGUAUUUCCAUCAUACUAUGAACCAUGGGGUUAUACUCCAGCUGAAUGCACGGUGAUGGGUAUCCCCAGUGUGACAACCAACCUCUCCGGCUUUGGCUGUUUCAUGCAGGAGCACGUGGCUGAUCCUACUGCUUAUGGCAUUUACAUUGUUGACAGACGGUUCCAAUCUCCGGAUGAUUCUUGCAAUCAGCUGACUCAGUUUCUCUAUGGAUUUUGCAAACAGUCCCGCCGCCAGAGAAUUAUUCAGAGAAACCGAACUGAGAGGCUCUCCGAUCUUCUGGAUUGGAGAUAUCUGGGCAGAUAUUAUCAGCAUGCCAGGUACCUGACAUUAAGCAGAGCUUUUCCAGAUAUAUUCCAUAUGGAGCCUACAUCACCACCAACAACAGAAGGAUUUAAAUAUCCCAGGCCAUCCUCAGUUCCACCUUCCCCUUCAGGGUCUCAGGUCUCUAGUCCUCAGAGCAGUGAUGUGGAAGAUGAAGAGGAUGAGCACUACAAUGAGGAAGAGGAGGCUGAAAGGGAUCGGUUAAAUAUCAAGUCGCCAUUGUCUCUGGGCCGGGUUCCUCGUGGGAAGAAAAAGCUGCAUGGUGAAUACAAGAACUGA